Molecule: messenger RNA, 2062 nt
Organism: Quercus robur (English oak)
Lineage: Eukaryota; Viridiplantae; Streptophyta; Magnoliopsida; Fagales; Fagaceae
Product: rho guanine nucleotide exchange factor 8
Exons: 7
Coding region: 158-1816 (552 amino acids)
Molecular function (GO): guanyl-nucleotide exchange factor activity
Source: RefSeq, a predicted model, not a curated record
ACCUCUCUCGUUUUUGGAGAGGAAUCUCCUCUUUCUUUUCUCUCUCUCAUACAACACAACAACAACAACCAUUAACGGUUUUGUAACUUGAUUAAGGUUUUCUAGUAAACAUAGUCAGGUUUGUUUGUUUCCUGACUUAUAUUUAUUUUGUUAUACAAUGGUCCGAGCCUUUGGACGCCAAAAUACCAUACAGAAGUCAAGAUCUUUCAAUCUAAAAAGGAUGUUUGAGAUUCCGGGAAGACAGAUUCAGAGUUUGAUAUUUGAGAAUGGACAUGAUUGUGGUGUUGUAGAAGAGAAAAUUAUUGCCAAAAGUUUUGAUGUCAAGCGUGUAGCUAGUCCAUUGGAGCCCCAACACAUAGGCUGGUCGCUUAAUCAUGACAUGGGUCCAGUUUCACGCUUGGAAAUUGGAGUUCCAGCCAAGGUUGGAAGUCCACAUACCAAGCCAAAUUCAGAUAUAGAAAUGAUGAAGGAAAGGUUUGCUAAGCUUCUUCUUGGUGAAGAUAUGUCGGGUGGUGGAAAGGGUGUUUCUUCGGCUUUGGCUUUGUCAAAUGCCAUCACAAACCUUGCUGCAUCUAUAUUUGGUGAAAAAUCGAGGCUAGAGCCUAUGUCUCCAGAGAGGAAAGCAAGGUGGAGAAAAGAAAUUGAAUGGCUUUUAUCUGUAACUGAUCACAUUGUUGAAUUUGUUCCAUCACAGCAAAAAUCCAAAGAUGGAAAAAGUAUGGAGAUAAUGGUAACUCUCCAAAGAAGUGAUCUUCUAAUGAACAUCCCUGCCCUCCGAAAGCUUGAUGCUAUGCUUAUUGACUACCUGGAUAACUUUGGAAACCAAAAUGAGUUCUGGUACGUGUCUAAAGAUGCCGAUGAAUCUGAAAAUGGUAAUGUCCCAAGAAAUGAAGACAAAUGGUGGUUACCAACUGUCAAAGUUCCACCAAAUGGGCUAUCAGAUAUAUCUCGAAAGUGGCUGCUCUUUCAGAAGGAUUCUGUGAACCAAGUACUAAAAGCAGCUAUGGCUAUAAAUGCUCAAGUACUAUCAGAAAUGGAGAUCCCUGAAAGCUACAUUGAAUCCCUACCAAAAAAUGGUAGAGCAAGCCUUGGUGAUUCAAUAUAUAAGAGCAUUACAGUAGAGUAUUUUGAUCCAGAGCAAUUUCUCUCAACCAUGGACUUGUCAACAGAGCAUAAAGUACUUGACCUUAAGAACAGGAUCGAGGCUUCAAUUGUGAUUUGGAAGAGAAAGAUGACCAACAAGGAUGGCAAGUCUUCCUGGGGUUCAGGUGUGAGCUUGGAGAAGAGAGAACUCUUUGAGGAGAGAGCUGAAACCAUCUUGCUCCUACUAAAGCAGCGGUUUCCAGGAAUUCCACAAUCUGCACUAGACAUAUCUAAGAUCCAAUAUAAUAGGGAUAUAGGGCAGGCUAUUUUAGAGAGCUAUUCAAGGAUAAUAGAAAGCUUGGCAUUCAAUGUCAUGUCUAAAAUUGAGGAUGUCCUUUAUGCUGAUUCUCUCACUCAAAACCCGUUAUUAGCAGAAUCCAACAGGAACCGUUCAAGGGAUCCUUCAACGUUGACUGGUGAAGAGGCAGACAAGUGGUGUGCUGCUGAGACACCAAAUUCGAAGACACUCUCGGAUUUCAUGGGUUGGAAUCUCGAUCAGGGAGCUACUGACAUGAAGAAGAAUGACUCAACAGGUUAUAUGGACAGCCCAGUAAGAGAAGAAAAUGAUACCCUCAAGAGCAAGAUAGCAAACAUUGUGACCACAAAGAAAAUAUCCUAUUUAGAAAAGCUUGAGAACCUAAGUGGUCUAAGAAGUCCAACAGCUCGCCAUUAGUGCUAGUAGCAUUAGAAGAAACAAGAUGAAAGAGAAAAGGAGGAAAAGGUAGAGAAAGAUAGUAAGAGGGCUAUAUAUCCUGUCAAUGUAAAUAGUCAGACCCAUGUAGGAUUCUGUUGUGUUUGUAAUUCUUGUAUCGUGCUUCCUUCCUGAUGUAAAUGUGGAAAGGGAAGUCAGCAUUUGAUUAAUGGGUUUGAUGCAUUUGGAAUGUGCUCAGCUUUCUUGACUUGUAGCCCACGUACUCUU